Molecule: messenger RNA, 561 nt
Organism: Laetiporus sulphureus 93-53
Lineage: Eukaryota; Fungi; Basidiomycota; Agaricomycetes; Polyporales; Laetiporaceae
Exons: 5
Coding region: 1-561 (186 amino acids)
Source: RefSeq, a predicted model, not a curated record
AUGCGGUACGAGUGUAGUGCCCGUACAGACCCCGUUACAAUGUUGAAUGGAUGCGCACUGGUGAAUGGACUGUGGCUUGGUGAUGUUCCGCCUGUUUUACGUGAAUUGACAUUUGUUGAACAGAUGUUGAUUGCCAAAGUUUGGCACAAUUUGUUCAUUGUCAAAGUUACAAAAGGUCAAUGGAAAAUGAUCGCGAAUGCGAUUGCCUUUUCCCAAUCUGUGAAGAAGAUGUACAAUGUGUUACCUCUGCCAAGGUGCGAUCUAGAUGAAGUGCUUGCGAUUCUAUUCACUAAUCCCUGUCGACCCAGUGAGGAAGAUUUUAAGUGCACUCCAUUGCUAGUUUGCCACCAUGCUCUUAUGCUUAACCACUGUGACUAUGCUGAUGUGUCAAUCGCUGAGGAGAACCUUUCCCAGUAUCUGAAAAAUGAACCACCUGCUAUGUCUGUGCAUGAGGUUGAUGAAGAAUGGGGCACGAAUGAUGGUCCAUGUCCGUUUGUCAUGCAUGGGUUGUCCACCUGGACCUCACGUCGACGAGCUGUGGCGAUACGACAUGCCCACUGA